Macrosiphum euphorbiae (potato aphid) is the source of this 600-nucleotide messenger RNA. Lineage: Eukaryota; Metazoa; Arthropoda; Insecta; Hemiptera; Aphididae. The record is from the annotation of a GenBank genome assembly.
AUGCCACACACAAAUUUAAUAACAAUUUCUGAUAUAAAGAAUUGUUAUGAAAACAAUACAGAUUUAUCAGCAAAAGAUAAAUUAAAAACCAAAUUAAAUGGUCUUAUAAAUGAAGGUGAAUGGGAAUUUACUGAUAUAGUGGAACAUGAUUAUUCUUUGGCUCCAAUUGUGGACUGCUUAAAGUAUUAUAUUGCUGGUUAUUUAACUCACCAAAUAACUAAAAGAAGUUCUUGUCAAAAAUGUAAAACUAGUAUUAUGAGUAAUGAAUGUUUCACAUCCGAGGCUGAUUUGACAAAUAUAAAAUCCAGAGGAUGGCUAAAACAUCCAAAUAAAUAUUUGUAUGAAUUAUUGAGUGUGGUUGAAGAUGAAUUGAUGAACCAUUUAGGUAAAACAAGUGUUUAUGAAGACACGGUAGAAGCCUUGAUAACCAAGUGUGAGACGUUCACAUUUCCAUGUGGGGAACAUAAAGAUUUUAUUAUAGCGUCCAUAAUAAAAUAUUAUAUAAAUAUGAGAAUGCGUCAAUGGACUAGGCAAACAAACCAGGAACAGCUAAAAGAAAACGCAAAAAAGAAAAAACUAUCAAAAUUUUGUAAAUCAUAA